CCCCCCAAAUUUCUCUAUCUCUCACCCACCCCCUAAAAAGAAAGAAGCAACAAAAAGAGUGACAUAAAGCCAAUAGUAACAUCAUCAUCAUCAUCAUCAUACUCCAUAACAUCAUCAUAAUCUCCUUUGAUUUUCAUUUUCCCUUCAUUCCCACCAACUACCAUACAUACCCACCUCUUCAAACUUGCAUAAAACCAAGUUACUUCAUUUUACUGUAACUCUCUCCAACCCUUCUUCUGUUUGAAUUUUCAUAGGUAGAACUCAUCAAACUUCUUCAAGAACCCACGAGGUCAGAGAUAUUGAAGCAGGGCUUCCAAUGACUUCUUGUCAAUCAUUCCGGUACUAAAAAAACUCUGUCCUUGUUCUGUUUUUUGCCAGUUCUCUCUCUCUCUCUCUCCAAGAAUCCAACUUUUCCUUGUUUUAAAUAUUUCCUUUUAACGUACUUGAACCUUAGUUACUCAGAACAUAUCAAAAGGAAACAGAACUAUAAACACACUGUAUCAAUCUGUUUGUUUUGAUUAGUUAUUUCGCUAUAUCAACUCUGUUUCUGUUCUGUUUUCCCUGUCUGGUAUCUAUCUUGCAAACCAAACAGAGAAUUGCAAAAUAUUAAUAUACCCAUUAGAGAAAACAUUGCAAUGGAUUCAUUCAAUCAAACCACUGGCUUCCGUUAUAACCCAUGCUCAAACAGAAUGAGUCAUCAUUCUGAUGAUGAAUCUGAGUUUUCAGGGAUUCUUGACAUUUAUGUUCAUCAUGCUAGGAACAUUCACAACAUAUGUAUCUAUGAUAAACAAGAUGUCUAUGCAAAAUUUUCUCUUACUUAUAACCCAGAUGAGACUGUCUCAACUAGAAUCAUUAAUGGUGGUGGUAAAAAUCCAGAUUUCAAUGAGAACUUGAGGUUGAAAAUCACCCAAGUUGAUGCAGUCUUAAAAUGUGAAAUUUGGAUGCUCAGCAGGGCCAGAAACUACCUGGAAGACCAACUUCUGGGAUUUGCUUUGGUCCCAAUUUCACAAGUUGUUGGCAAAGGAAAGGUGACCGAAGAUUACAGCCUCUCUUCCACUGAUCUCUUCCACUCCCCUGCAGGCACUGUCCAAUUGAGUCUUUCUUUAGACACUUCUCUGCCUAUUAAUCCCUCUGCCAAGUCUUUAUCUGAAUCAGCUACCAAUUCAUCAAUAUCUUCAGAAGUUGUAUUGCUUGAUAGAAAAAUCUCAGAAGUGAUCUUAGACCCAGGAGAGUAUUCCAGGAUUGAAUUUCCGGACAUUAAUGUUGUUAGAGAGAAUCAACAAAUGGUGUCUGAGUACUUUGACUUGGCAGGGCAUGGCUCUGGUUCUAGGCUUAAAUCCACAGGACUCGUUUCGUUUCUCCAACUUGGUUCUUCUCCUCAAUCUGUUGAUGACUAUGAAAUGACUGUUAAUUCAUCUGAGGAACAUCGUGGUGGAUUGGAUUCUCCUAAUGAAAGCAUACAGAAUUCUGGGUUCUUAAGUUCAACUACAAGCAGCAUAAGUGAUGACAGAAACUCGGCAGAGUCAAUCGAGAAAAAGAGUCGCUUAUGCGGUGAAUCAUCAAAUUCUGUCAAUGUCUCAAUCACUACUGAGGCUAAUCAGAACUCUGGUGCUAGUCCAGACACUCCAACUUCAAAGAAGGGGACUGAAAUCAGAGAUGAAAAAGAUUCACAUUUCACAAGCAAAGAGGAGGAGAACAAAAAGGAUAUGCAUAUGGGCUCUGCCAAAUUUGGUCAAGUUUUUUCAGCUCCACUUGGGAAUAUCAAUCUUGAGGCUGAGCAGUCUGCCAUGCAGCAGCAAAUAGUAGACAUGUAUAUGAGAAGCAUGCAUCAGUUUACUGAAUCUUUGGCAAAAAUGAAGCUUCCAAUGGAUCUUGAUAAACCAGAAAGUGAAGACCGUGGCGAUGUGAUUCAAAACCAUAGCACCAAUUUAGAAAUUGAUAAGAAGAAAAAGGAUGGAUCGCGUGUGUUUUAUGGUAGCAGGGCAUUCUUCUGAUUGCUAAUUGAUGCUGCAUAGCUGACAGUGAGUUUGUUCUAGCUAAAUAUGGAGUUUAAUUUAUGGUAACUUUUGAUUCCUCUCAGCUUCUUAUGUGUUAUUCAUGACAGAUUUCAGUUUCUUGAGGCUUACUUAACCUCUUCCCCCAUGUUGAUGUCAGAUAUUUUCUUGAUAUUUAGUGGCAUCUGUUCCAUUGACUGAAA
Quercus robur (English oak) is the source of this 2197-nucleotide messenger RNA. RefSeq lists its product as uncharacterized. The record is from RefSeq and is a predicted model, not a curated record. The transcript has a single exon. NCBI's taxonomy places the organism in Eukaryota, Viridiplantae, Streptophyta, Magnoliopsida, Fagales, Fagaceae. The coding region runs from base 636 to 1994 and encodes 452 amino acids.